GUCAACUUACAAAUCUAAGGUUAAACAAUAGAUUAUUAUUUAUUAUUUCGUAGAGUUUACAAAAUGCCUUCGUAACGUGGCAAGAUAAUAUUGCAAAAGAUCUCACGAAGCGGAUAAUCUUGCCAAUCGUCUUGAUUUGUCCCAAUUUUGCCUUCCAAGUCACAGUCGCACACUUUGAUCUUUCAUUUCCACGAUUUUUUUACACACACAGAAGCAGCAACAACGAACGAUGGCAUCGCCAACAGCAAGGAUCACAUUCAGAGUCGUAAUUGCUAUUCUAGUCGUAAUGCUUCUCUUCUACGUCGGUCGUCCUCUCUACUGGAAAAUCUCCGCAACUGUACAGGAAAUCCGCGAAAAUAAACGCACCGUUCAACAAGGCAUUUCACAAAUUGUUUAUGAAGCACAAAAAUCAGUUGGUUGGUUCCACGACGAGUCAGAUUCUGGAGUGCGUGAAGAUCGUAAAGCGAUCAAUCGGCGCUUACUCUUCUAAAGGUUAAUUUAAUUUCUAUUAUUAUUUGAAGCCUAAUAUUUUCUGUUUACUGUUAACUAAUUGUUAUAAUUUGAUGAGAGGAGAAAUGUAUUAGUGGAUCUGGUUAUCUGUUUGUUUUGCAAUAAAUAAUUAGAGGAUUUAAAUUGAUGGAAUAGUAAGUUGUAUUGUUGAUUUUGGUGAACUUAAGUUGUUCUGUA
Molecule: messenger RNA, 687 nt
Organism: Ricinus communis (castor bean)
Lineage: Eukaryota; Viridiplantae; Streptophyta; Magnoliopsida; Malpighiales; Euphorbiaceae
Exons: 2
Coding region: 230-490 (86 amino acids)
Source: RefSeq, a predicted model, not a curated record